AUUUAAAAAGUCGCGCUACGGUCACACUGGCAAACGCAACGGACAGACAACAAAAACAUAAAUAACGUUAGUUGAGAAUUCUAAAAAUAAUAUAAGGAAAUAAGCAGUAGUUAAUCCAAUUAAAGUGGCUUAAUUAAUUAGUGCUAAAAAAAGAGAGAGUUACAUAAAUGAAAGUGACGUGCGCAAGUCACUCUUUCGCCUUUAUUUUUGUCAAAUCCGAAAACCUGUUUUGGAUGCCCGUGAACUCAUCUACAGCCACCUUGUGACGUCCAUAGCCACAAUUAUUAAUCAUAGAUAAUUAGCUGUGGGAAAAAUGGUCACAACGACGGCGAUUGCGGAUCUUUGCAUCUUCCUGCUGACCUGGAACGUGGGCACCCACUCGCCGAGGACACAGGAGCUGAGUUCGCUGUUGUCCCUGAAUGGGACCACCACCUGUCCGGAUAACCAGCUGCCCGAUAUAUAUGUGAUCGGCUUCCAGGAGGUGAGCACCACGCAGGUGCUGAAGAUCUUCCAGGACGAUCCGUGGGUGCUGAAGAUUGCCAGCACCCUGCAGGAUCACCAGUUCGUCAAGGUGGACUCGAAGCAGCUGCAGGGCAUCCUCAUUACGAUGUUCGCCCAGCACAAGCACAUUCCGCACAUGAAGAACAUCGAGUCGGAGGCCACGCGCACUGGAUUGGGCGGCCUGUGGGGCAACAAGGGAGCCGUAAGCAUCCGGCUCUCCCUCUACGGAACCGGCGUCGUCUUCGUCUGCUCCCACCUGGCCGCACACGAUGAUAAGCUGAAGGAGCGCAUCGAGGAUUACCACCAGAUAGUGGACAAUCACAAGUAUAGUGCCCAGGGAUAUCGCAGCAUCUUCGACCACGACUUUGUCUUCUGGUUCGGGGAUCUCAACUUCCGCCUGUCAGGCGUUAUGUCCGCCUGGGAUGUUCGCACGGAUGUGGAGAACGCGCGUUAUGCCGAUCUUCUCAAGCUGGACCAGUUGAACUUGCUGCGCGAGAAGGGCAACGCUUUCAGUUUGCUGGAGGAGCAGCAGCCCGAUUUUCCGCCCACUUUCAAGUUCAACGAGGGCACCAACGAUUACGACUUGAAGCGACGACCCGCAUGGUGUGAUAGGAUCCUGCAUCGCGUGCAGAGCAACAUUUACCCGGGCAUUACCCUGAGUGCCAACCAGUUGUCUUAUCAGUCCCACAUGGACUACAUGCUCUCUGACCACAGACCCGUAUCGGCCACAUUCAGCUACAAGGUGGAGGCCGCCAAUCAGACCUAUACCGACGAGGAACUCCAUGAAAUGACGCACGGAGCUGCCUCCACUCCAGCCGCUCCAAAUGUUAGUUUAACCUUCGCUUUUGUUGUGCUUGUAGCUGUGUCGUUUACUCAACUUUGAUUUCGCUUCUUUUGUAGUUAUUUAACGCUGAACUAGAGCAAUGGUAGAGCCGCCGUGAUGUCACUUAAUUGUAAAUCUUUUAAACUUGUUGCAUGCUUUAAAAUAUCUAUCUAUAGAGGAGUUGUAGUGUAAUUAAAAGACUUCCUUGCAGAAGGAACCAGCGAAACGUAAAUAAUAUCAAGUACAAUGUGAUGGAAUCUCUGCUAAUUAAGCAAUAAACAAGCAAUUCUCAAGUAGCUUCCAAGUAUAUAAAAAUAUACAUAGUAUCAGUCAAUUAAGAUGAGAUUCUAUUUAUUUGUUUGUGUUAAACAAAUGUAUUUUUGUAGAAAAACCUGUUGAUCGAAUAAAGAAAUCUGUUACCUCUCAAAAUGAA
Drosophila gunungcola (fruit fly) is the source of this 1757-nucleotide messenger RNA. RefSeq names its product inositol polyphosphate 5-phosphatase K. Bases 314 to 1384 code for a protein of 356 amino acids. The transcript is spliced from 2 exons. Gene Ontology annotation, cellular component: cytoplasm; ruffle; plasma membrane. Gene Ontology annotation, biological process: phosphatidylinositol dephosphorylation. Gene Ontology annotation, molecular function: phosphatidylinositol-4,5-bisphosphate 5-phosphatase activity. Lineage: Eukaryota; Metazoa; Arthropoda; Insecta; Diptera; Drosophilidae. The record is from RefSeq and is a predicted model, not a curated record.